UGGGCGUUAUUGCUUUCUUUCUUCUUAUUCUCCAUUUUCAUUGUUGGCUGAGUUGGUGCUGUUUUUUACUUUCUAAUUAAUCACAGAAGAGAACAAAGAAUGUACAGGCUGCCACUGUAUAAAAUUAAAUCAAGUUUGGUUAUUUGGGACCCUUGUAUUUAUUCACCAAAUAUGGCCCCUUUCCCUUUCUUUUCUCCUGUGGGCCUGUGCUGUGAAAACUGUUGUUAUCAUCAACAAUGACUUCCGGUUAUUAUUAUUAUUUUUUUCUGGUAUUUUCUUUUUUCUUUUUCAGACAUCUGGGUCUUCAUUGUUUGUAUUGUAGUCUCUUCCCAUCUCACAGUCCAAAACCCUAAAUACCAUCAAAUUGGUAUUCACCGUUGUACUAAUAUUGAUUUCUUUUUCUUCUUGUUAUACUCGGCCAUUUAUUGCUUCUUACGCUUUUAUGGAGUGCAGAUAUUUCUCAUGCCCUAACUGAACCGGCUUGCUUUUCUUCAUCAAUAGGUUUCUUGGAUAGUUAUUGGAGCUAGUCUCUGGUGCAGCUCACUUGACUAUUUCUUGGGGGCUGGCUGUUUCUUUCCUGUUUCCUCUUUGAUCCAAUUUUCAAGAGUGAUUCUGGAGAAUUUCAGGGUUGAGGCUGUGGCUAUUUCACUUUAGAUUUUGCAAUAUUUUCUAAGUCCUCCGUUGCUUCUUCCUCUUGUGGCUGGAACACUUGAUAGCAAAAUCAACCAAGGGGAUAUGACAUCUAAUGAAACAGGCAGUAGCUCCUCAUGGAGCAGGGAGCAGGACAAGGCAUUUGAGAACGCCCUGGCAACAUAUCCUGAGGAAUCUUCAGAUCGGUGGGAGAAAAUUGCGGAAGAUGUUCCAGGGAAAUCCGUAGAGGAGAUUAAAGAGCACUAUGAGCUCUUAGUUGAUGACAUUAACCAAAUUGAGUCUGGCUGUGUGCCUCUACCUUGCUAUAAUUCCUGUUCAGAUGGUUCUACCAGCUAUGCAGGUGAGGAAGGAACUGGCAAAAAAGGUGGGCAACUUGGGAAUAUUAGCAAUGAAUCAAAUCAUGGAGGUAAAGUUUCAAGAUCUGAUCAGGAGCGACGCAAGGGAAUUGCCUGGACUGAGGAUGAACACAGAUUGUUUCUUCUUGGUCUGGAUAAAUAUGGGAAAGGUGAUUGGCGAAGUAUAUCCCGGAACUUUGUGGUGAGCAGAACGCCUACUCAAGUGGCGAGCCAUGCGCAGAAGUACUUCAUACGUUUGAACUCUAUGAACAAAGAGAGGAGACGAUCAAGCAUUCAUGAUAUCACUAGUGUCAACAACGGAGAUGUCUCAGUUCCUCAGGGACCCAUCACGGGUCAAAUGAAUGGUACUGUUGCAGUUGCGCCUGGCAAAUCUAACAAAUCAACCCCCCAGACCCCGGCUGCUCCAGGCGUUGGUGUUUAUGGCGCGCCAACUCUAGGACAACCUGUAGGAUCGUUUGUUUCAGCUGUUGGCACUCCGGUGAAUCUCCCCCCUCCAGCGGCACAUAUGGCAUAUGGCGUCAGAGCUCCGGUUCCGGUUCCUGGAUCAGUGGUUCCUGGGGCGCCAAUGAACAUGGGGCAUGUGACAUAUCCGAUGCCACACACAUCUGCUCAUAGGUAGAGUGUUCCUUUUCUGCAGCUGGAUAUGUACAAAAGCCAGAAUGGUUACUUGACUUGGUGGUGGUGCGCUGCUAUUGUGUACCUGCCAGCUUGGGCUGGAAUAAUAAUGCUUAUUUGAAGACAAAAAAUUGUCUAAGAAGUGGCAUUCUCACUUGGUGUUUCCGUCCAUCAUAUUUUAAAAUAAACCAGUGGAGGAGCUUUCAGCUUUGUGCAUAUGUAUAGGCAGAGAGCUAUAUAAAGGGUUAAGUACGUGGCAGGCAGCAGUUAGGGGUAGGCCUUCUUACUCUCUUUGUUCAGUUAUUAGGUAGGACAUAUGUAUGUUGUGCACGAGUGUGCUUGUUGCCAAGACACUGCUCUGCUCUUUCUUGGCAAGAAACUGUAAAAAGAACUUAACCCUACCUAUUAGAUCAUCAUCAUCGUUUUAAUUUUA
Diospyros lotus (date-plum) is the source of this 2055-nucleotide messenger RNA. RefSeq names its product transcription factor SRM1. The coding region runs from base 736 to 1626 and encodes 296 amino acids. Lineage: Eukaryota; Viridiplantae; Streptophyta; Magnoliopsida; Ericales; Ebenaceae. The record is from RefSeq and is a predicted model, not a curated record. The transcript has 4 exons. Gene Ontology annotation, molecular function: DNA binding.